AUGGACGCUCCCAGACGGCCACCGUCUGUUUUCGAAGCGACUACCAGCCGCCAUCAAAAUUCUCCCUACCUACAGCUUCUAGCCAGCAUGAUGAGUCACAUAGCUUGGUGCUGGAUCAUGACUUCCUUAGCAUUACCAGUCUCUUCACUCCCUUGCAGCAAGGCCACAAAGUUGACAUCAUUGCCAUCUCUGGCCUUGGCGGACACGCGUUUGGGUCAUUUAAAGAGCCGGGAGGAGAGCAUAUGUGGUUAAGAGAUGCACUCCCACGUGGCAUCACAAGCGACAGCGGCGAGCGAAUUGCACGCAUUAUGGUAUAUGGCUACGAGUCAAGUCUCCCAAACAGCAAUAAUUUUCAGAAUCUGAAGGACCUUGGAACUGCCCUUCAUUCUGACCUUCGAGCGCUCAUAUCUUACGGUUCGUUCAAGCCUAUUGUGUUUAUUGCCCAUAGCUUGGGCGGAUUAAUCGUCAAACAGUUCCUCAUAUCACUCUCAAAGUCAAUAGAUGAUGUGGACCAGAGGCUAAGAGAUGCAAUUUAUGGCAUUGCAUUUUUUGGAGUCCCUCAUGACGGCAUGGAUAUUCGAUCCCUCAUUCCUAUGGCUGGAGACGGACCAAAUCGAUUUCUGUUAGAAUCUAUUGGAUUUACUAAUUCACAGAUCCUCAGUAUCCACCAACGUGAAUUCUCAGAGGCGUUAGGCGUCAAAGGCGAGUUCGAGAUUAUUUCAUUCUACGAAACCCGCUUGUCGCCAACUGCAUUACAGGAUAAUAAAAGUGGUAAAUGGACGAUGUCAGGAGAACCAGCCGUCGUGGUAUCUAAGGCGUCUGCCACCCAUUGCCGGCCUUGGGAGGACAGACCUGAAUACAUUUGCGCCAUUAAUCGUACACACUCAGAAAUGGUCAAGUUUAGUGAGGAAGACUUCGAGUAUGAGAAAGUUCUCGGUAGAAUUAAGAGCCUCACUCAGCGUGCGAUUACAACGCGAAGGCGGCAAAUAUCACCACGCCUAUCGCCGGAAGAACAGAAAUGCCUACACUCGCUAGCCUUCAGGCAGAUGCAGGAUCGCGACAAUGACAUUGAACAUGCCGUUCCAGGGACGUGCGAGUGGCUGCUCAAACACGACACGUAUAUCAAUUGGGCCACAUCCAACAGAAGCUUACUAUGGAUUAAGGGAAAACCAGGCGCAGGGAAGUCUACGCUGCUUAAAUAUGCCUUAGGCAAGCAGCGUGAUAUACUUGGUGCAGGAGGCAAUGAUCUCGUCAUGUCUUUCUUCUUUCAUGCCCGCGGUGACGAUCUUCAAAAGACUCCACUUGGCUUCUUGCGAUCUCUACUUCAUCAGAUGCUCAAGCAGGCUCCCGAGGCUUUGUUCGAUCUUGUCAGUGUCUAUCAACAGAAGUGUAAGGGUAUGGGCGACCCUCCUGAAAAAUGGCAAUGGCAUUUAGCAGAGCUGUGGAGUUUCUUCAAGUCGUCUCUUCCAAGGAUUUUAACAGAUCGAUCAAUCUGGUUGUUUAUCGACGCUCUAGAUGAAUGUGGUGAAUCUUAUGCGAAAAAUCUCGUCCGCAGAUUUACAAGGUUGCUUAAAAAAUUACCGCCGCAUCCCGCUCAUAUUCAUUUUCACAUUUGUUUUACCUGCCGUCACUAUCCAAUACUAAGUUCACAAGAUCUAUUUGAGAUAUGCCUAGAGAUGGAAAACAAAAACGAUAUUGCCACCUAUGUGCAAUCUGAGCUCCAGCUAUCUUCUUUCGAAGAACCAACAGCUUUUGUCAUUCGAAGCCUAAUCAUUGUCCGUGCCUGUGGCGUCUUCUUAUGGGCGCGGCUAGUGGCACAACAAGUUCGGGACUUAGAGUUGAAUGGUGCUGGUUCAAACAAGAUCGAGAAGACCAUUCGUCGCAUACCUAAAAGUCUGCAUGAGCUAUAUAAAGAGCUGAUACGUGAUAUGGGACUGACCUCCUUGAGACUUAUACAAUGGGUCUGCUUUGCAACGCGGCCAUUGUCAACAGAAGAGUUGCGAUGGGCACUGGUCAUAGAUGCCAGGUUUUCAUCGUUACAAGAGUGUCAACGAUCGGAGAAUUAUAUACCUGACAACCGGCGAAUGAAUCAACGUCUUAUAAAACUCAGUCGGGGGCUUGUUGAAGUUACCCCAGGAUCUGAAACCGAGGUUGUCCAAUUCAUUCACCAAUCUGUUAAGGACUUUUUCACGAACGAGCGCCUGGUAACUCUGGACGACACAUCGUCAUCGGUUGAUGAGUCAAUCGGAAUGGCACACUUUGAGCUGAAUCACGGUUACGUUUAUCCCCAUACAGUGGGUUUUGCGUUUCCGUUUCUGGACUAUGCCACGACUUCAUGGGCAUCACACUCACGACAAAGUGAUUCAAUGGAUGUGCCACAAGCAGCUCUUCUGGAAUUAUUUGCAUGGCCAUCGAAUGAUAUUAUUGAUACAUGGGAGUACGUUUUCUAUCGAUCCUACCCAUAUUCUCUUGAUUGUCCACCAGCCAAAACGACUCUUGUACACGUUGCAGCGAGAUAUGGGAUGGUUAGUACGUUGACAGCCGUACUAGAAAGUGGCGCUCAAACUGAUAUGUAUAUCAAUUCCAAAGACGCGGACAGCCAAACGCCGCUGUUAUGGGCUGCGAAGGAAGGCCACGACGCUAUUGUUAGAGACAGCAUGACGCCGCUGUCAUGGGCUGCGAGAAAUGGGCACGAGGCCGUAGCCAAGCUCCUAGUCGGUGCAGGUGCCCAAAUCGACUGGAAAGAUAGCUGGAUCCCGCGGGCAUAUAUUCCGGGGACGCGAGGUUUUGCUCUUCCGCCAGAUGGAAAUGGCCAAACACCGCUGAUAUGGGCCGCUAUGAAUGGGCAUGAGGCUGUGACUAGGGUACUACUUGAUGCUGGCGCUGAAGUUGACUCACGAGGCAGAAUGGAUAAUUGGACAGCGUUGUCAUGGGCUGCAGACAAUGGGCAUGAGGGUAUAGUUAAGUUACUGCUUGCUGCAGGGGCUCAAGUCGAUGCAAAAUGGGACGGAUUAAAAAGUUCAAUAGGUUCGCCUCUAGAUUAG
This is a messenger RNA of Trichoderma harzianum CBS 226.95, 3044 nucleotides long. RefSeq lists its product as hypothetical. Lineage: Eukaryota; Fungi; Ascomycota; Sordariomycetes; Hypocreales; Hypocreaceae. The record is from RefSeq and is a predicted model, not a curated record. Bases 243 to 3044 code for a protein of 933 amino acids. Gene Ontology annotation, molecular function: protein binding. The transcript is spliced from 7 exons.